Lodderomyces orthopsilosis Co 90-125 is the source of this 264-nucleotide messenger RNA. RefSeq lists its product as uncharacterized. The record is from RefSeq and is a predicted model, not a curated record. Gene Ontology annotation, molecular function: 2 iron, 2 sulfur cluster binding. The transcript has a single exon. Gene Ontology annotation, cellular component: nucleus; cytosol. NCBI's taxonomy places the organism in Eukaryota, Fungi, Ascomycota, Pichiomycetes, Serinales, Debaryomycetaceae. Bases 1 to 264 code for a protein of 87 amino acids. Gene Ontology annotation, biological process: intracellular iron ion homeostasis.
AUGUCAGCACUCACGUCCGACUCCCUAAAACAAAUAAUUCAACAACGUCUAAAUGCAGAACUAGUUCAAGUUGAAGACAUGUCAGGCGGAUGUGGACAGGCUUUUGCGGUAGUUAUUGUAUCAUCACUUUUCCAAGGUAAGAAUAAAUUAGCGAGACACAGAUUGGUCAACACUCAGCUACGGGAUGAGAUUGCGUCAAUUCAUGCAUUUACACAGAAGGGAUAUACGCCUAGUGAAUGGAUAGAGCUUGGUGGGAAAAUAUAA